UUUAAAUAUACGACGAUUCUUUCCGACUUUUUUGACGAUUGCUUUUCUUGUUUAUUUGAAAGAGAUACAAGUUGCAACUUAUAUUUUGUAUCAUUGUGAUUGUAAAGAUGUUCGUGAAAAAUCUAAAUGUUUAUAAAGUUUUCGUUCAAAUAAUGCGAAAGGCUAACUAUGUUACAAAGCCUCCCAAGCCGGAAAUACCUAAGAAUCCCCUCAAGAACGUAUACGCAGCAUCACAUCAAAAAGAUAAUGGCAUAAUUUACGAUAAAAAGCCGUUUAAAGUUCUUUUGGAAGAGGGAAAGACGUACCACUGGUGCCUCUGCGGACGGUCCAAAGCCAACCCGAUGUGCGACGGCACCCACAAAGACGCGUAUCUAAAAAUUACACAGAGGCCAAUCAGGUUCACAGUAGAAAAGACGAAAGAAUAUUGGCUAUGCAACUGUAAACAAACUAAAAACAGGCCAUUUUGUGAUGGGACACACAAGCAGAAAGAAAUUCAGGAAACUUUUGUUAAAGUAUGAAGAGAUGUCUGUUCACAAUACCACUUAUAUCCCAAUCCUCGGGGAAAGACAUCUGAUACAAACAAAAACUACCUUUAUUCUAAUGUAAUAUUGGUUCAGUCAGAUAUCUUUCCCUGUGAAAUAAGAUAUAAUUUGUUUAUUUUAUGAUAUCAGGCUCAUGAAACAUAAUUAUUUAAUAGUCAUGUAGUAAGUGAAAAUAUAUUAGAAUUUAUUAAACAUAUAAGUAGGAACUACCAAUUUGUUAAUAAAUGAAGGUACCAACAGGUAUCAUGUGCAUAA
This is a messenger RNA of Plutella xylostella (diamondback moth), 797 nucleotides long. Lineage: Eukaryota; Metazoa; Arthropoda; Insecta; Lepidoptera; Plutellidae. The record is from RefSeq and is a predicted model, not a curated record.